AUUCCCGGAGUGUGAACAGUCGAUGAAUCCAGUGUGAAGAUGGGAGGGCUGGCAGUGACUGUAACUCAUCGUGUCAUGACUUGAAUAUGCGGAGCUGCCGUCUCCCUCUCGGUUAAAUAGGAACAGAGGAGCGUCUGUUGACAGGGGCAGGACUCUGGAAAAUAUGGUGGGAGUUGCAGAAUUUUAAGGGGGUAACGGGAUAGAAGUGAUGCAGGGACCAAUAAGGAGUGCUUUAAGUCAGCUGAAACGCUCCUAAACCUGCUGAAGUUGUUGUUGAUGAUGGUGUUUUGACGUAUUGGUAGCGAGACUGAUGACAGUUGACAGCCGCGGGAAACUUCAAGGGCGAUCUAGUGCCAGGGAUUUCAGAGCCAUGCAGGCCGCUGCAGGGAUGGAUGGUAAUGGGCACAGUCGACCGCCUGACCGAAGGAGAUCAUCGAAAAGCAAAGCACCUCCUCCUCCUCCUGUCCAGAAAGGGCUGGAUGCUCCACUGCUGAGCCACAAGCUCCCAGCAUACCCUCACCCUGCCAUGGACCAGAAGGAAAACCUGCUGGAGCAGGAUUUAACGCUCCCCGUGGUCCUUCCUGGAGGAGUGGAGAAGACCAUCGUUGUCCAUGGCAGCAAGCCCAUGAUGGACCUGCUGGUCAUGCUUUGUGCAAAGUACCACCUGAACCCCUCAGGCCACACCAUAGAGCUCGUCACCACCAACAGGAACCACGUGAAGUUCAAACCCAACGCCCUUAUCGGAGCCCUGGAGGCUGAGAAGAUCCUGCUAAAACCGAAAGGCAUGGAAGACAGAAGCAAAAAGACAGGACCACAUAUGCCUGAGGCAACCGUACGAUUAGUGAUAAACUACAAGAAAACCCAGAAAACCAUUCUCAGGGUGAGUCCUCAGGUUUCUCUACGAGAACUGCUCCCGGCUAUCUGUGAGAAAUGUGAAUUUGACCCGGAGACCACGGUUUUACUACGAAACGUCCACUCGGAAGACACUUUGGACCUGAGCAGCUCCCUCAAUGACUUUGGCCUGAGGGAAGUGUAUGCAAGAGACACCAAAGUUAUUAGCCCUGCAAGUCCUAUAAGUCUGCCUCCGUCUCCUACUCACUCAGAAGUAUUUUAUCAUGGGAAAGAGAAAAUCCAGAGGGAGAAAGAAAAUAGGCGUGGAUUCAGCUUAUUUCGGAAAGGAAGUAAGAAGCAAUCUGAACAGUCUAUGACCGUGAGCGCACCGGCAUCUCCAGUGCACAGGAAACAGAGGCCGGUCAGCAUGAGUUCCUUCAGCACGCAUUCGCCGAUUACAUACGAUUCUAAUACCAUGCCCUCCGACACGCCAAAGAAAAGACGAGCCCCGUUGCCACCUAGCAUGAUGUCGCAGAGCAUGCCUAGUGACCUCAGUCAAAACCACGGGACUGUGCAUCCUGAUGGUAACCAGAAUAUGGCCCCUCUGAGCCGGGGAUCAUCGACAGAGUCGUCCUUCAAGAAGUCCACCAAGCGGAAGGCCCCCCCGCCCCCCAUCCCGAGCAGCACAGCCUCUCCUGAUGAGACGACGCAGGACAGAGGCGUUACAGAACCAGUGUUGGAGUCUCCUCUGGAGGAGAUCAAGGAACAGGAAGAAGUGAAUGUGACAGGCACCGUGGAGGAGGAGCACCUGGAGGACGACAGCAGCCUCAACCUGUCAGCAGACAUCUCUCUGGACUCAGGCCGAGCUGGGACAGCGUCUCCUUCUCAGGAUUCGGAGAUUCUGGACAGUGGGACGGCCAGAGACAAUCCAUCAUGUGACCUGUCCACAGAUGCAGAAGUAGCUGAAGGCACAGUGAAUAGAGAGAUGAAGUCGGAGCAGGCAGCAAGCUCUCAUAUCUUGCCAGAAGAGAAAGAGCCCCUGGUGGAAAAGACAGAAGAGGCGAUCCAGCCAUCUGAAAGUGUCCCUGUUCUGGAAGAGGUUUCUGUGAGCACCACUGAGAAGCCUGCAUCUUUGAUCAACACGCUUCAAACAUCCGAAUGCGGCAUCCAGACUUUCUUUGAUCCCGAUACGGUCGUGGCUUCCCCUGAGCCCAGCCGUUCAUCUCGCUCUGAGGACCAGAUCCCUGAAACUAUCCCUAAUACAGUCAUCUCCACUCACACCCAGACACAAAUGCAGGCAGAACCCCAGAAACCCUCUAAAGAGCCAUCGAGCUUAUGCACUGAGCCCGCAACGGCCCCGUCCACGUCCCCAGCGGGACUAAAGAGAGACAUAGCCACCUCCACAGAAGAGCUGCACGUCCCUGAACCACAAUCACCUGCGAUCCAACCAUCGAAGGACUUGACAUCUACAGCAGCCUCUAAAGCAGGAAGCGUACAGUAUAUUGUAGAUGCCGAACCCAAACCCAAACCGUCUAAUGAGCUCACCCGUGAAUACAUCCCCAAAGUGGGCAUGACCACCUACACCAUCGUGCCUCAGAAGUCUCUAGAAAAGCUCCGUUUCUUUGAGGUCGAGUUGACUCUGGAGCCUAAUGUGGACUGCAAAAGCGAAGCAAAGUCUGUCUCUAAUGGCACAGUUGCUCUUAAUGGCCAUCAGGACGUCUUUGCGCAAACUAGUCCUUGUAUGUCACCUCCAGCGACCGCUUCGUCCCCUGUAGAAGAAGGAACCGAAUCCAUUGUCAAAGACAAGAAAGUUCCACCCGCAACAAGACCCAAACCAGCAUCUUUCCGCCUGCCGCAGCACAAGCGAACCCCCGGGGAUUACGUAUCCUCUGCGGUCGUACGGCGAGCGAGCGUCGGCAGUAGCAGCAGCAGCAGUAGCAGCUGUAGCAGUCCUGCAACCCGUCCAAAAGAAGCCAUAAGCAGCCCGAAGUCAGAAACAUUUCCUCCGCUGGACAACUUCCCUCCUCCACCACCACCAGUCCAAUGGGAAGAUGAGGAAAAUGCAAGAGCGAGUGAUAAACCUCUACCUCAGAAUGCAGAGGUAGACGGACCGCGGCCUGAAUCUUCUAGAUUUCCACCGUUGUCCUUUCUGCCCCAUCAGAAGAGUCUUCCCACGAACCCCACGCCUUCACUGAGUUUGGAGAAGUUGAGAAGCUUUGCAGCGCCCAAACCGUACUCGCCCUCAACACCCUCUCGCUUCGCUCAGGCCGUGUCCUCUGCCGUGAAGAGGUCCCAGUCUCUUUCCCAUCAUCCCCUGGGGCAGUCACCACGCACACAGCCUCUCACAGCACAGACAUCCAUUACAGAAUCGCCAGAGUCGCCGACAAACACUGUGACAGACAAUGGCGAAGGAUGCACAGAGCGAUCCAGAGAGGCCCCAUCACAAACAGCAGGCCGUGGAGACCCAGAGCCGAGCUCCGCCCGAGACGGAGGCAUGGGAACAUGUAAGAUUGGAAAUACUCAACCGUCACCAGGGUCUGAAGCAUCUUUAGCUCCGUCUCCCAUGUUGAUGGGAAUAUCGGAAGUCUUUUAUUCAGCGGAAGAAUGAAGCAUUCCCACAUGCUUCAUGAGCGUCACUCAUUCUCAGACAUUCUGCAGGUCAUGAGAAUCAUCUUGUCUUCAGAAUUAUAAUUUUUUUUUAAUUAGAAAUCAUGAUUUUUAGGUGUCUCACAAAUCAGAAGACUUUCAGGACAUUUUAUCUGGACCUGGUCAGAACUGUGUAGAGCGCAGUCUUCACCUCUACAGUGCUUAUCAUUCAAUUUUUUUCUUUCCCUUUUUUUUUUUCUUCACACAGCAGUUUUUAUAUAUAUAUAUAUAUAUAUAUAUAUAU
Molecule: messenger RNA, 3721 nt
Organism: Megalobrama amblycephala (Wuchang bream)
Lineage: Eukaryota; Metazoa; Chordata; Actinopteri; Cypriniformes; Xenocyprididae
Gene: cobll1b
Product: cordon-bleu WH2 repeat protein-like 1b
Exons: 14
Coding region: 311-3439 (1042 amino acids)
Molecular function (GO): actin monomer binding
Source: RefSeq, a predicted model, not a curated record